Molecule: messenger RNA, 381 nt
Organism: Naegleria gruberi
Lineage: Eukaryota; Heterolobosea; Eutetramitea; Acrasida; Naegleriidae
Exons: 3
Coding region: 1-381 (126 amino acids)
Source: RefSeq, a predicted model, not a curated record
AUGGAUAAAAUGAUUAAUGGAAGACCUGCAAAAACUGCAGAACAAACCCUUUCUAAAAUAAUGUCGAAUGAUGACAAAUUAUCCAACAAAGAAAAACAGGAUUUAAUGGCUGAUUUCAUUAAACACUUCUUUAAUGAAGAUGGGACCUUGAAUGAAAAAGCUCUUUUUGAAAUGUUUAUGGUUAACAAAGAGCUUCAUGAAAAUUUAUCUAGAACUAGAGACACUGUAUCUUACUUGAGAGAUCAAUUAUAUGAAUAUCAAAAAAGUAAGGGUACUGCCCAAACUUCUCCACACCAAAAGAAUCCUUUCAUAAAAACAAGUGCUUCAGGGACUAAGUCAAGUCAAUGCGGAAGAAAGUAUUACAACGCCUACUCAAGUUGA